Dentiscutata erythropus is the source of this 222-nucleotide messenger RNA. The record is from the annotation of a GenBank genome assembly. Lineage: Eukaryota; Fungi; Glomeromycota; Glomeromycetes; Diversisporales; Gigasporaceae.
AUGAGUAGAAUUGAUGUAUUAAAAAUUGAUCUUUUAAAUACAACACCUCAUGAAAUUACUCCUGUAGAUGUUUCUGUGACAACUGAAAAACCAUGGAUUGACUGUUAUAAUGAAACCAAGAAAAAAUAUAAAAAAGCUAUUAUAAAUAAUAAAAAAUGCCAAAUUUUAGGCUAUGCCUACUAUUUAGCAAUUUUGAUACAAAAUAGAGAAGAAGCUGCAAAA